Messenger RNA from Penicillium argentinense, 1113 nucleotides. RefSeq lists its product as uncharacterized. Lineage: Eukaryota; Fungi; Ascomycota; Eurotiomycetes; Eurotiales; Aspergillaceae. The transcript is spliced from 4 exons. The record is from RefSeq and is a predicted model, not a curated record. The coding region runs from base 1 to 1113 and encodes 370 amino acids.
AUGUCGUCGGCGACGGGAACUCUGGUCCAUACAUUGGGUCAUAACUGGCUGGGCAAGGCAGAUAUUGCGGUGCAGACUAUUCUGCUCGCUACUGUGUUUGUGGUGGUUGGUCUACGACUAUGGUCACGACACUUGCUACGGAUAUCCCAGCAGAGGAACGACUGGUUGAUCGUGGCAGCUACGAUAUUAAUGCUGAGCCGUUAUGUUGUGGAGCUUCUUCUCGUCCUUCUCUGUGGGAUGGGGACCCAUGCCGAUGAAGUCAGCCGCGUCGGAGGAUCCAAGGCUUUUAUACGCUUCGACGAGCUCACCUAUGCGGGCGACCUCAUCUGGCUCACGGUGGUUGCCAUAGUCCAGCUAUCUAUAUUACAUUAUUAUCUUCAGAAAUUCCAGCAGCCAGCCAUCAUGUGGUUGACCUACAUUGUGAUCGGGCUUUGCUCGGCUCUAUGGAUGGCAGGCUUGCUGGCAACCGCAUUCCUAUGUGAUCCGCCACGAAAGAUCUGGCUGACCAGAGUAGAGGGGCACUGCGGUGAUCGCAAAUUGCUGCACACUGGCUGUGCGGUGACGCAGCUCAUCCUGAACACCUUCAUCUUGCUUUUACCGACGCCCAUCAUUCGGAAUAUGCAGUUCCCCCGGUCUCGGAAGCUUGGACUGGGUGGUAUAUACCUCUUGGGGCUCAUUUUUCUAUCUCCCAGUAUCAUCGCCCUCUUUGCAGUUCGCAUCAAGAUUGAAUUCAUUCUCGAUCCAGGCGACCCAACUUACGGCUCGGCUCGGAAAUCCCUUUUGUCAAAUGUUGUAGCUCUGUUGGGCAUCAUUGUCGCUUGUCUGCCGGUACUGGCACCGGUUCAUCGAAUGACCGCCAGAUCGAACGAGUGCACGAUGAUGACCGAGGGGCCCAGCGCUGAGCCGGUAUCUACCAGGUAUUGGAAAGCAACUGUGUUGUCGGGAGGACAUAUGGAGGAACCAGAUAUCCCUUUGGUUACUGUCACCCAGCCCCCCAUCGCGAGGAAAUUCAACGAAUGGGCUCUCGGGCAGAUCAAAAUUACCUCCGAUUGGGAAAUUCAUUCGACACGGAACUCAGCGCGGCUCGAGCGGGAUUCUAUUCGUCGCGGUUAA